Messenger RNA from Symbiodinium pilosum, 3093 nucleotides. The record is from the annotation of a GenBank genome assembly. Lineage: Eukaryota; Dinophyceae; Suessiales; Symbiodiniaceae.
AUGUCUUGCUUUUCUGCCUUUGCUGCACCACCAUGGACCGGCAAAGGUCGAGGGCGUGUUCAUGCUAAUGUUUCUGAAGCAGUUGGGAACACCCCAUGCGUCGAGAUUUCAGAUGCGAUUUGCCCGAAUGGGCGAACGAUUUAUGCCAAACUGGAAUACUUCAGCCCUCUGUCAAGCGUGAAGGACAGGACGGCUUGUGCCAUCAUAGAGGAUGCCGAGAAGCGGGGCCUGUUAAAGCACGGGUCCGCAGUAGUCGAGGCAACUUCAGGAAACACUGGCAUUGCAAUCGCCAUGCUCUGUGCUCAACGUGGCUACCGCUGCAUCAUUGUGCUGGCCGAGUCCUUCUCGAUCGAGCGUCGCAAGCUCAUGCGCUUCCUCGGAGCCAAAGUGAUCACAACUCUAAAGUCGGCAGGGGGAACUGGCAUGGUAGCAAAAGCCAAAGAGCUUUCAAAGAAGCACGGCUGGUUCUUGUGUCGCCAGUUUGAGAAUGAGGCGAAUGUCAAAUUCCAUUAUGAAACAACCGGGCAGGAAAUUCUGCGUGACUUUUACGGGGAGCGCUUGGACUUCUUCGUUCGGCGGGACCUUUGCUGGUGUAGGCCAGGCCAUCAAAGAGGCGAGGCCGGAGGUGAAACGGUGCCUGGCAGAGCCGAUGGAGUCCCCAAUGGUGCGCUCAGGCAUGGCGAUGGAACGAGCUCCAUGCUAGCAGCUGUCCAGGUUGCUGCGGAUGCUCCAGAAGGUUCUGUCAUACUCACCGUUAUCGCAGACACUGGCGAAAGGUACUUGUCCACGCCACUUUUUGCAGCCAUCAGCUCCGACAUGAAUGAAGACCAGCUUGAAAUCUCACGGCUCUUAAGAAGGCGUGGCGCAGAAGCUGUCAUCCUGCAGCCCUACCAGCUUUUCAUCUGUUCCAGGUAUCGCAUCAACAAGAAGUUGCAGCGAUACCUUUCGUCUGCGGGGCGCGGAGUCGCUGAGCAAUGCGUGCUGCCGAAGGCCCUGCGCCACCCCGGGGCUGCGGAGCUCCUGAGUGGUGCGGCCGAGGUGCUCCGCUCUCGGCGCUUCGCCGUGGUUGAUGGCGCCUUCCCUCCCGAAGCUGUGGCGCAGGUGCAAUCAGAGUUGAAGAUGCUCCGAAGUGCACACGUCUUGCAGAACGAUGUGAACGAUGUCUGCAACCCGCUUCAGGAAGCUAAAUAUCUUCCGUACGGCUCUGAUGAUGCAGCCAGCGAAUUCCGGGCCAAGUGUCCCAUCACCAUGCAGGUCACCGAACGACUAGCUGGUUUGGCAGCAGUUCUAGAAGAGCUCUUAGGCUUGAACUUGGCCGUGCCCCAGUCCGUCAUGGCCGCCUGCUAUCCCCCGCGUGCAUCCUACAAGAUGCACCUGGACAGCUACUUUCUGCAAGGCUGUCAAGAUGACGUGCCGCGGAAAGUCACAGUGCUGCUGUACUGCAACCACGGUUGGAGUCCAAAGGUGGGCGGUGAGCUUCGGGCCUGGGCGCCAUUUGAUCAAGGCCAGGGCCCAUCUCAGACCAUCGAGCCGCUUCCAGGGCGUAUGGUGGUCUUCAUGUCAGAGGAGAUUUGGCAUGAGGUGCUGGAGUCGCAUGGAGAUCGGUUUGCCUUGACCCUUUGGGUUCACGACCGUGAACGUGCAGAGCUGGAGCACCAGCCCUGCAUUCGUUUCGACUCCUUCGUUCGUGAACCUGGGACGGACAAGGCCACCUAUCGUGCGCUGAGCCUGGCAAUGGCAGCGGCAAGACCCAGCCACUUGAUUGCACGAUGGAUAGCCAUUCUGAGAGCAAGGGGCCAUGACGAAACAACGUGGCUGGGUGUCUACUCCUUUGCCGGGUGUGGGAGUCACUACCAGAUGGUGCUACUGGGAGAAGGCGUACAGAUCAUGGCUCAUCGUCUCCCUGCCAAGCAGAAGGCGAAGCCAAAGCUAGCAUCUUUCCAGCAAGACUCUUCAGGUGAGGAAAGUGAGACGAAGAACAACUUGGCAAUAGUGCAGGCCAAAGCGGGCGCGGUGGUGUCACCGAUACAGAAGCCGCUGGAGCAGAACACUGUGCACCUGCCAAGCCGACUCAGCCUGGAUUCCCUUCCAGCAGCUGCAGUCCACGUCGUGGCUGCCUUGGCGGGGCUGGUGCCGUUCUCUGUGGGCUACUCCUUGGCAAAGCUCUGGAGCUUGGGUGGUUGGCGAAUCGCAGACUCUCCGAGCUUCAAGGCUGGAUGCUUCAGCUUCAUUUACGCCAAUGGGAUCUUUCCAAACGUCUUAUGCGAUUACGGCAAUGGCAACUUUGGGCCACUUCCGGCAUGUGAGGCGGACCAGCAAGCGAUGCUGAGGUCCACUCCCAUUAUUGUGGCGAAUCACAUGAGCUACCUGGAUGUUCUAGUCCUUCCUCUUGCCUUGCAGAUGCCAAAGUUCAUGUCAAUGGCCAGUGUGCGAAAUGCACCUUUGUUUGGCACACUGGGAAAUGACCUGGAGUACGUAUGGGUGAAUCGGAGCUCAAAGGAUUCGAGAGGUGCCGCCAUGAAGGCCAUCCAAGAGCACGUAGAAGGAUGGAAAGACGGAGACCGUCCUCUCUUGAUCUUUCCCGAGGGAACGACAUCCAACGGCACAUCCCUCCUGGAGUUCAAGCAGGGCGCAUUCUUUUCAGGGGCUCCUGUGCGGCCAGUGCUCUUGAAGCACACCGGGUCCUGGAAUCCUGCCUGCACAGACUACCUGAUGACAGAGGAUGGUCAGCAUGCCAUAUACUCCGACGGCGAGUGGGCGAUGAACUUUUGGGCACAUCUUCUACACAGCUGUACCAUCUUCGUUUGCGAGCCAUACUACCCAACAGCAAAGGAGAAAGCGGAUACGAGCCUAUAUGCCUCGAACGUGCGCGCGUACAUGUUGGAGAAGCAUCGCGAGCUAGAGCUAGUUUGCCGGGCCCCGAGCCAGAACCAAGUGGGCGGCAUAGUUCGCGACUGGCGUCGCCGCCUGCGGCUACAGCGCUUGGCGGCCGAGGCACCCGAGCCUCGAAGACGUUUGAGGAUGCGACUACAAAGACGUGGCCGUGAAGGGACGUUGCUGGGGCCCGCGGACAUGGAGAAGAAGCCGGGUUAG